This is a messenger RNA of Bactrocera tryoni, 2426 nucleotides long. RefSeq lists its product as uncharacterized. Lineage: Eukaryota; Metazoa; Arthropoda; Insecta; Diptera; Tephritidae. The transcript is spliced from 2 exons. Bases 1058 to 1639 code for a protein of 193 amino acids. The record is from RefSeq and is a predicted model, not a curated record.
UAAUAGCCUUCUUAAAAUCUUUUAGUUUUAAAAAUUAGCUUUUUUCGAAACAAAUUUCCAACAGGUCCAACAUCGAUUAAACUUCCAUUUUGAUGGGGCCCUGCCUGAAGUUUCACAAUCAAUUUUUUUGUAUGAAAAUUACUGCUGUUUUAACGCACCUCGUUCAAUGUAGAAUAUGAUCUUAUUAUCAAAUGGGGAUUUGUAAUUCUUUUAUAUAUGUAGAUAUGUCAAUUACAUUGCUCCAAAAAUUAUUAAAUUAACAAUUUGAAGUUCCUUUGGGUGCUAUAUAAAAUUGAAUAAUUUUUUUAUUUUUUUUAGUUUUAGCAUUUUUUAUUAAGUACACUGACGAGCGCGAAAAUCGCAAUGAAAAGCUUUUAAGUUACAGUUGCCAUAUUUACUGAGAUCAUGUAGUUUUUUAGUGCUUUAAGUAGAUUUUUAUGUUGAAUAAGAAAAUCUAGAUGUGGGCAUUUUCACUUGAAUUAAAAAAUGUAAUUAAUUAAUUUCUAAUUUUCCCUACGAUCUUUAAAACAUACACGGUUCGCUUUCCCUUUCGAAUUUUCUCAUCUGCUUCUGCGCUUAGCUUUUUAGUUCUAAAGCUCAGGCAGAAUAGAGCGUUUCUAAUAUCACAAGGAAUUCAACAUCACUAUUUUCAUUGCCGCUGCCGUAGGCAAUAUGUUGUUUGUGGUAAACGCGUUCCUUGCGUUUUUAUGAAAAAAUUAUGUUAAAUUGAUUAAUGACGAAUGUGUUCGGAGAUAAACCCAAUUGAAUUGUAUACCAAACAAUUAAAACAUUUUUUAUAAUUUUUAUUUAUUGUUGUUGUUGUUUUAUUGAAAUGACAAAACAAUUGGGAACAAUUAGUAAACCACUCAUCAACUCAGCCAUGUCAUUUAAAAGUCAUUAGGGCAAGUAAUUUCCAGCGAAGAGGCUUGUCUGUCUGGGUCAGGUGGGCGAUGGCUUGGACAAGUGUAAAAUUACUACUGACAAAUGGUAUUGAAGAGCAUUGACUAAAGUGGAGCAACGAAAAAAUUCCCAUAAUACAAUAGUAUCGUCGUAAUAAAUGGCACAACGAUUGCAAUGCAACAUGCUGUGUCUUUUCAUCUGUUGCAUGCUUAUCGGCUACUCGUGGCAGUACUGUUACCAGCUGAAAAUACUGAGCUUUCGCAGCACCGACACGCCCGAUUACCGACUUGUCAUGGACUGGCAGAAGAAUAUGACUUUAACCGCGUCGACGUACGUCCGAAAAGCAGUCGCAACGCCGACCUGGCACCUCCAACUGCUCCAAUUGAACACCAAACGCAAUCAGCUGGGCAAAAUCGAGCCGCCGAAGUCGCUCUACAACGCCACCUAUAAGACGUGUGAGUUUUGGAAGUAUGUGAAGCGCAUACGGGUCUUCAACAAUGUGGCCCAACAGCUGCUCUCCAAGAGUGGUGGCAACAUGAGCCUAGACUGCCCCUUAUCGGUGGGCACGUAUGUCUUCAAAAAUAUACACGUGCCACCUGACACCGGCAUGCUGAAGUUCAUGUACUGGCCCAACACGAUCUACACACUGCUCGGCACGGUCUACGAUCAGCGGCCGAACAAGACUUUGGAGAAAUUAUGCCACUACGAGAUCAACGGCACUGUUAUCAAGUCGUGUUAAAUACCAUAUUGUUUCGGAGUAUUCCAGAAAACCAGUUAACUGUAAAAAAAGCAUUGAAAAACUUGCACUUCUUCGUCGAGUUAGUUUAAAGUCUUCCGAAAAUAAGCAAAUUUGAGUCUUUGGAAUCUUUGUAAAAUUGUGCGUUUAUUUUUCUUUAACUAAGGCGCUGUGGCAUUAGCCGGGUUGCAUGUCGAAUUGCAUCCCCGUGCGUGUGACCCAAUUCCGACGGCUCGCCAAGGGAGCUUAAUUAUGCAAACAUUAGUUUUAUUUUCCUUUUCUCAUUUCCUGACUUUUUGUUAUAAUAACGGCGCAUUGUUGUUGUGUACUGUGGCAUUCUUGGUUUUUGCUUUGGCGGCUUUCUAACAUCCGCGCGACUUUAGCGCCAAUCAAGCAAAUGCAGGGCAAACAUUCUGCACUUUGCACGAUGCAUGUUGCACAAAAGCCGUAAGAGCUGCGUGCCGCGGCACACUUUGCGGUGCAAUUUUUUCUAAUUACCGCUGUUUUGAGCACAGCGCAAAAAUUCCAUUGUUUUCAUCGUAUGUAUUCCGCUGAGUGCGCGCCUGUUGCUGCUCCCGUGUGGCACACAAUCCUGCGGCAUGGGCUUUUGUGGCUCUUUGUGGGUUCAAACGCUGUGUUCGCAAAUGUUUUUGUUUUUGCAUAAAAUUAUUUUGAAUUUUUAAUUAGCAACGUCCAUAGGUGGAUUUUACUAUGUUAAUAUUCCAGCGAAAACAAAAAGGAAGCGAAAAAAUAUUUCUGUUCGCUGUGAUGAUAAUGAGACAUAAAACCA